AUGGCUAAUUCACAAGAAUUACAAAAACUUCUGAUUGAUGAAAAAAUGCGAUGUGAACACCAUAAAGCAAAUUAUCAAACUAUAAAGGCAGAACAUCUAAGAUUACAAGAGGAAUAUACAAAAUCACAAGAUGAACUGAAGCGGUUGUUAGUUGAAAAGCAGACUGUACAUGACAAAUUUCAGUUUCUUCUUGCUGAAUAUCGAGAGGAGUUGCUGGGUAAAACACAAGAGCUGGAAAAACUGAAGAUGCAGGUGCUAACUCCUCAAAAAUUAGAACUAUUAAAAGCACAAUUGGAAUCUCCUAUGACAGAACGUUAUCGGAAGCUAGAAAAUGAAGUAGAAAAAUACAGAACAGAAUAUAACAAACUUCGUUAUGAACAUACUUUUCUGAAAUCAGAAUUUGAACAUCAAAAGGAAGAACAUGCACGUAUUUUAGAAGAGAAGAAAAUAAAAUAUGAUGCUGAGAUUGCAAGGUUGGAUAAAGAUAAAGAAGAACUCCAUAAUCAGCUCCUUAGUGUUGAUCCCACGAGGGACAAUAAACGCGUGGAGGCACUCUCUAGAGAAAAGGCACAACUGUAUCAGAAAUUAAAAGGUUUAGAAGCAGAAGUAGCAGAACUAAGAGCAGAAAGAGACAAUUGUGGUGUGCAAGCAGAAAAUGUUCAAAGAGUACAAGUACGACAGUUAGCUGAGAUGCAGGCUAUGACAAGGUCUCUAGAGGCGGAAAAGAAGUCUGCUGAACUACAGAUUGAUCGAAUUGAGAAGGAACUACGGAUGAGUCAUGAGCAAAACAUUCUCUUAACUAGUAAACUUCACAAAUCUGAACGAGAAGUCAAUUCUUUAGCUGCUAAAGUAGAAGAACUUAAACAUUCAUAUAAAUUGGAAGUAACAAAUGUCAAACUGGAGGCAGCAAGAACAAAGAGUGAGGUAGAAAGAGAGAGAAACAAGAUUCAAAGUGAAAUGGAUGGAUUGCUGUCAGACAAGGAAAUUCUUAAGGCAGCUGUUGAACGUCAUAAGGUGCUUUUAGUAGAAAAGGAUCGGGAGCUAAUUCGUAAAGUGCAAGCUGCCAAAGAGGAAGUUUUUGAAAAAAUUGCAGCCUUACAGGAUGAAAAGUUAGAACUCGAGAACAGAUUAGCUGAUCUAGAGAAAAUGAAACUGGAACAAGAUACGUGGAGACAAUCUGAAAAGGAUCAGUAUGAAGAGAAACUACGUGUUGUACAGAUGGCAGAAGAAUCUAGCAAAAAGGAACUUCAGCGUUUGCGAUUAAAAAUUCAGCAGCAAGCUAUUCAGACAGAGGAGUUGGAAGAAAAGAAACGUGAAAGUGCUGAUCUGAAACAGCAAAUGCACAACAUGCAACUCCAGUUUGCCUCACUUUCUCAAUCAGAAAAUGAUUUACUAGAGUCUAAUCAGAAGCUGAAGGAAAUAAUAGAAAGAUUGAAACAAGAAUGUCAACAUGCAAGGACUCAGGCAGAGAAAGCUCAACUGGAAACAGAGAAGACUUUAGAAUACAAACGUAUAGAAUGGCUGGAGGAGAAGCAUGUGCUUACUCAGCGCAUCACAGAGAAAGAAGAGAAAUACAACCAAGUGAAGAACAAGCUAUGUCGAGCUGCUGUUGCUCAGAAAAAGAGAAAGACUCUCAAUGAUAAUAAACAAAGGAGGAUGCAAGAGAAACUAGAACUUUUGGAAGCCAAGAUAGAAGAGCUAGAAAAAGAAAAUCAGGUGCUAAAUAGGCAGAAUGUUUCCUAUGAAGAAUACGCACGCCUCCAGAAGAGACUGAAGGACUUGCAACGUAGACACAAUGAAUUCCGGAGUUUAAUUCUGAAUCCUAACAUACCGUCACUCAAUCCAGUCAGUAUAAUGUCAUCAUCUGCCUUGCCUCCUGGGCCUGAAGUGUCCUUCCCCCUUCUUCAGGAGGAACAGCAUCAAAGAGAGCUUUCCCUGCUUCGCAAGCGGUUGGAAGAACUAGAAACCACACAGAGAAAACAGCUGCAAGAUCUUGGACCAUCUCGAGAACGAGUAACGGUGGGUGCACACGGGGACAAGAUUGCUGGAGAAGGCGAUGCACGAAGUGAGGACUCCAAAUAG
Molecule: messenger RNA, 2082 nt
Organism: Fulmarus glacialis (Northern fulmar)
Lineage: Eukaryota; Metazoa; Chordata; Aves; Procellariiformes; Procellariidae
Gene: CEP83
Product: centrosomal protein 83kDa
Exons: 16
Coding region: 1-2082 (693 amino acids)
Cellular component (GO): centrosome
Source: RefSeq, a predicted model, not a curated record